CAGCAAGAAGAGGAAGUAGCUGAUUUGAGAUGCAGAGUUGAGCUUGUGUGUUAGAAUCGGCACCAGACUGAAUGUAGGGAGAAAGUCACAAUGACAAGCUGCUGUAAGGUCUAAGCUGCAGCAGCCAUAUCCAUGCAGAAGACUUUAAACUGCUGCCAUUGUCCAGCGAGCUACCCUUAUAGCCAGGGAGCUAACACCAGACGCAGUGUUGCCUCUCUCCCCACACGUACAAAAAGAACCCUGUGUCCUCUCACAAACAAUGGCCAACUCAUUUUGUCUCAGCCAGUGUGAUGUCAUCGGCUUUGACCUGGACCACACUCUGUGCCGUUACCAGCUACAUGAAUCCAAUAAGCUAAUUUAUGAGAGUUUUGCUCAGUACUUGGUGACAGAAAAAGGUUACAGCGAAGAACUGCUGUGUGUUUCACCCGAAGAAUGGGAUUUCUGUUCAAAAGGGUUGGUGCUGGAUUUGGAAGAAGGGAACUUUCUGAAGCUUGAUGCAAAUGGCAUUGUACUCAGGGCAACCCAUGGCACAAAGUCAAUGACUGGAGAAGAAAUUGAGGAGGUCUAUGGAGAGAAGAGAGAGUGGAAGAAUUUUAACACAAUUAAUGGAACUUACACGCGUUCAGCUAAAUAUUACUUUUAUGACAACCAUUUUGAUCUGCCUAGCGCACUGCUAUGUGCAAAAAUUGUGGAUUGUAUUGAAAUGACUGAGGGGCAGAAGAAGUAUGAUUUUUGGAAAGACAUUGUUGCUGCUAUAGAACACAACUAUAAGACUACAGCUUUUAAAGAAAAUUGUGGGACGUUUUUUCCGGCUGUGAAAAAAGAUCCAAGCAAAUAUUUAAAGCCUUGUUCGGAUGCAGUGAAACACUGGUUAAGGGACCUCAAGAACUCUGGGAAAACUCUACUAUUAAUCACUAGUUCACACAGUGACUACUGCCUCCUGCUGUGUGAACAUAUUUUAGGGAAGAAUUUUGAAGAGCUGUUUGAUAUCAUAAUAACCAAUGCCCUAAAACCUGGUUUCUUCUCUCUUAUUCCACAACAAAGACCCUUUUGGGCUCUUGAAAAUGAUGAAGAAAUCCAUAUGUUGCCAUCACUGGAGAAACCUGGCUGGUACUCACAGGGCAACUGGAUUCAUCUCUCUGAACUUUUAAAGAAAAUUACUGAAAAGAGUGAACCCAAGGUUGUAUAUUUUGGAGACAGCAUGCGUUCAGAUAUUUUCUCAGCCCAUCACUAUAGCAACUGGGAGACAGUCCUCAUUUUUGAGGAGUUAGAAGGAGAAGAAGUUUAUAAACCAAACAUGACCGACUGGAGAUCCUCCUUAAAAAAGAAAGGAAAAUAUGAUUUGUGUGUUGUUUUUUUUUUAAAUCUGGAAACACAGAAUCAGUACACAAUAUCAAAAACAUGGGGAUCAUAUUUUGCGGACAACAUGUCGGGCAUACAUGGCCUGCAGGAUGUAUCUUCUCUCACCUGGUGCUGCACAAGCAUCAGAAACUACAGUACCAUUGCAAUCCCAAGUAUAGCAUCAAUAGUAGAUCUGCCUCUUGAUUACAAGUUCAGCCGUUUCUCCGCUGACAACUUAGAGACUGAAGGCUACUAUCCCUACCUGCCACAAGCCCUGAUACAAGAAAAAUGAAGGGACCAGGCUCGGUUUUGUGGAAAGGCCACCUAGGCCCGGGCCUAGGGAGGCAGGAUUGCUUCCCAACCACACCCACAUUGGUUCAAAAAUACUGGGGAUGCACUGGAGAUAC
Molecule: messenger RNA, 1748 nt
Organism: Xenopus laevis (African clawed frog)
Lineage: Eukaryota; Metazoa; Chordata; Amphibia; Anura; Pipidae
Gene: nt5dc1.S
Product: 5'-nucleotidase domain-containing protein 1-like
Exons: 13
Coding region: 260-1633 (457 amino acids)
Source: RefSeq, a predicted model, not a curated record